CUGCAGCUCCUACAUAGCUAGGCAGGUCCAGGAGUAUGUGCAGAAGGUGCACAAGAGGACAGUGUGCCCGUGACUCCAGAGGUGCAUCAGAGAGAUCCUAAGAUCCCGACACAAUGAGGAAACAUCUGGGUGGAUGCUGGUUGGCCAUUGUCUGUGUCUUGCUCUUUAGCCAGCUCUCCUCAGUCAAGGGGAGAGGCAUAAAGCACAGAAUCAAGUGGAACCGGAAGGUCUUGCCAAGUACCUCCCAGGUCACGGAGGCCCGCACUGCAGAAAUCCGCCCAGGGGCCUUCAUCAAGCAAGGCCGAAAGCUGGAUAUCGACUUUGGAGUGGAGGGCAAUAGGUACUAUGAGGCCAACUAUUGGCAGUUUCCUGACGGCAUCCAUUACAACGGCUGCUCCGAGGCCAAUGUCACCAAGGAAAAGUUUGUCACCAGCUGCAUUAAUGCCACCCAGGCGGCGAAUCAAGAGGAACUGUCCCGUGAGAAACAAGACAACAAGCUUUACCAGCGGGUCCUGUGGCAGCUGAUCAGGGAGCUCUGCUCCAUCAAGCACUGUGACUUUUGGUUGGAAAGGGGAGUAGGACUUCGGGUCACUCUGGACCAGCCCAUGAUGCUCUGCCUGCUGGUUUUCAUUUGGUUUAUUGUGAAAUAAGCUUGCAGGCAGGUUGGCAGCCACAGAGAUCAAUAGGCAAGCAAAUCAUAAGCAAGUUAUUCCAGUUCUUCUCCUCUAACCGCAAACCACACGUGUUCUGAAGGUACCAAAAAGCAGUGAUUGAUUCUUCAGUGCUUUAAAUAGCACUCCCAAGUAUUCACUCAGGUGCUUGAUUAUAUUUGAUAAAUGUGUGGGUAUCAAUCCUCUCCAGGCUCUACCUAAAGUUGGCUUGUUCAUCAUUGCAUUCUCAACUCUGGUGUAGCAUCUGGCCCACCAUAUUAUGCAAUAAAUGUUUGGUAAGCAGAUAAAAGAAUGUGCCAGGGACCAUACCAAGCACUUCAUAAUGCUUCCUGACAACUCUCUAAGGUAGGUGUAAUAGGUGUUAUUCUGUUGGUAUAGAUGAGAAAAUUGAGGCUCCAAGAAGUAAAACAGAAAGUAUCAGCCAUAAUUCAACCCUGGCUUAUCUAACACCAAAUUUCCUGCUCUGUACGGUUAUACUUUUGGAAAUACGAAAUUACUGAUGCUGAUGGCCAUGUUUUUGAUAACUUAUUACAUGGAAGUUAACUAAUUAGUUUGAUUAAAGUAAGAUAUAAUAAAGGAAUUAAGCUAAAAUAUAAAUAAAAUCUAGACAAAUGUCCAUAUUGCCUAGUAAGGAAGUAUUACCAACUUGAUUCCUGGAGUAGUCUAGAUCUAUGGCACAAAGAUGUUUUUUCACAAGAAGUAUAACUAUUUGCUACUUGCAUCUCUGAAGUAGUUAAUGUAUUUAAGAAACUAUUUCUAAAUGAUUAAUUUCCUUUCUAAUGUUCCUCCAACCCUGUGUGCAUGAUUUUAGGUAUACAUGCAUACAGGCAUCUUUAAAUAUAUUCCCUUUAUAUAGGUGCUCCAUACAAUCCCCGGUCAUUCUUUUACUGCCACUUUGGUGAGGGGCCAUCAUUUCCAUGAACCACUUACAGCUUCAAAAACACAAUUCCUCAGUAGAAAGGUUAAAAAUAAAGUAUAUCUUUAAGAAGAUCAAGUAAUGAAUUCAUACAUGCCAUAAUUAGGAAUUAUCAUUAGUUAAACUACAUUUAUAUUACAAAAUAUCAAUACAGUUUAAAUAAAAAUAAUGAAUCUAAUACUCUAAAAGAUGCCCCCAGAGGCUCUCUGAGGAUAUGCUCAGAGUACCCAGCCCCAACCCUCAGGAGUUGUUGAACCAUAUUUGGUGAUAAAAGUUGCUGAAUAUUAUCAAUUGGUGAAAAAAUGUGCAUUGUCAGACAAUUUUAUCCCAAGUAUUCUAAAAUGUGAGUGUUGAUAAUGGUACCUCUUGUUCUGAUCUCCUCUGCUAAUCAGUGUUCUUCUCAAGGAUACAGUUGGAAGGUUUUUACAUGGAAAGGCAGUGGAGGACUUGGAGGCCAGACAGUCCAGUGGAGCACCUUCCCCUGGGUGUGAGGGAUACCUGUCUCCCUGCCCUGACAGCACAGGGAGUUCCUAUGCAGGAGUUCCUGAGGAACUCCCACCUCUGUGGCUUUCAUGCUGCUGGCACUAUGCUCAUCUUCCACAGUCCUGGUGAGUUCUAGAUCAGAAACUAAGACUAAAGUCCAGAACACAUACAGGUUAUUUCCUACAUGUCAAUAUUUUAAUAAUAACAAUAGCAAUAACAACAAAGUACUUAUGCACUGAUGUUAAAAUUUCAAGUCCCGGCUCUCCUGAGUUUAAUUAUAAGGACACACACAGCCUCUUAAGUAAAAUGACUUCACUUCUUAUGUGAAAACAUUCAGCCAUGAUGUAGUACAUUUUCUAUAAUUCCUGUCUUUCCUCAUUUCAUUAAUAGUUCCAGAAACCUGAUUUAGAUGGGUGUAGUGAAUUGGUAUAUAGUGAUUUAAAUUGAUUCCAUAUGUAUUUGAACAUCCUUGCUCAUGUUUAUGAAUUAUGAGAUCCAGUCAAGGCUUUGUGAGUUUAGUUUUUCACUUUAGCAAAGGUCAGUCAAGUGCCUACUAUGUAUAAGACAUUGUGAAGGACUUCUGAAUUAUUCUUGAUGGAGUCAUUUUAAAAGAGAAUAAUUUCACCAACCAUUGAUUUCUUGUCCCUUCUAAGCAUUCAUUUUAAAAAUAUGUUUAUUGUAAAAAUGACACUAAAAUUACAACAGAAAUCCAAAACCAAACAUUGCCCACGGUUCCAGCAUCUGAUUGUCAAUGUUCUCAUUUUGCCCUAUAACCUCCUAGUCCUUACCAUUUGCAUAUACAAAUGUACAUAAUUUCAAUAAUAAUUUAAGUGAUCAUUUAUAUUCUAAAUUUUUGCUCGACUUUGUUCUAUGCUUUUUUCAUUUUUCUAUGAUUUAGGGGGUUUUGCCUCCUGCUGCCUUCCCCAACCCACUCUCCUUCCUGCCUGAGAUGUAGCUUCCAUGCUUUCAUUGUACUCAUAUAGAGAGUUUUUUGUUUGAUUGCUUUUUAAAAAUACUGUAAUCAUACAACUGGCAUUUAUUCUGCAAUUUGUCUCACUGUGUUAUCACCUUCACCCUACUGCAACAGCCACCUAGUUAGUUAACUUGUCCUUUAGGACGUGGCAUGAUAUUCUAUACCAUGGACCAGACCCUGAUUGAUUUAAUCAUUUCCUUGUUGAUGGACCUUCAGGUUGUCUUCGAUUUUUUGCCACUGCAAACAAUAAACAUCAAUGUA
Messenger RNA from Bubalus bubalis (water buffalo), 3304 nucleotides. It is a transcript of the gene PRND, whose product is annotated as prion like protein doppel. The transcript has 2 exons. The record is from RefSeq and is a predicted model, not a curated record. Gene Ontology annotation, molecular function: copper ion binding. The coding region runs from base 114 to 650 and encodes 178 amino acids. Gene Ontology annotation, biological process: protein homooligomerization; intracellular copper ion homeostasis. Gene Ontology annotation, cellular component: membrane. Lineage: Eukaryota; Metazoa; Chordata; Mammalia; Artiodactyla; Bovidae.